GCUACAAUGGAAGAACCAAAAGCACAGAGUACAGAUAAUGUUACAUCCAAUCCAGAAAAUAAUCCAAACAUUAUGGUUGCGAUUAACAGACCAAAGGAAAGUGGAAUUAUUGACCCGAUUAUGCUAAAACAGCUUUUGAAGAGAUCAAAUGGAUCUAGUUUGAGUGAAAUGUUGCAACGACACAAUUUGUCAUUGACAGAUUUGUUGCAAGGCAGAAAUGAAGCUAUUUCUGCAUUAAAUUCUGGCGCUACGAACGAGCCUCAACAGUCAGAUAUUUCAUUGGAAAGUAACUCCAAACUCAAUGAAGAAGAAACCAAAUAUUCUACAAGACAAACAUUGUCAAAAGAAAAAAUUGCACCGACGGAAUCAAGUUCAGAUGAAGAUACAAAGGGACAUAAAAAUAAUGGAAAUACUGAAAAUGAUGAACAAGUUGCUAAUAAGGACGCAAAUGAAACAGAAAACAAAAAAUCAAAGCCAAGAAUGAGCACCAGACGACGUUUUCCUACCGGUAUUCGCAGAAAGCUAAGGAUGAGGCCAACGUUAAAUAGUACUCUUAAAGCUCAGUUAAGCAGAGAUUUAAUAGCCUUAAGUGCAAGAAAGUAUUCUAAUAAUAACAAGAAUGUUACAAAAUCUAGAGAAUGGAAAGAUAUAGUUCCCAUGAUGCCUGACCGGAGUAAAACUGACAAUAAUGAAAAUAGUAAAGACGAAGUUAUGGAAACCGCACCAACAACUACAGAUGGUCCUGUUGAGACAACGACAUCUAGUUUGAAGAUUUCUAGUUCAUCGUACUCACUUUCGGGCGGAAAAAACGUUAGCAACGCGAAGGAUAACGAAGUUGAAAACGUCGCAGCAACUACCACAGAAGCAACGGCAACAAUUACCAUAGAAGUUAUGCCUGACGAAAUAAUGAGCGAAAUCGAAAAACCAAAGAUUGCACCAAUCGUGAGGCCUACUGCCAACAACUUUACACUCAGACGCCAAGCGUUCAACAACAAAUUAAAACGAAAACGUCUCAAACAAAAAAGUUCUACAACAGAAAAUCCGUCGGACGAUUUGAUGAGGAAUUUCCUUGGAAUGGCAAAUUUGGUAUCAGCUUCACAAUUUAUAGAAAGGACUCAGAAACCACAUACGACUCUCAAAAUGGAUAAUACGGAGUUUACGACGGAAUUAGAAGAUUUUCUGACAACAGAGACGCCGCCGGAAACUGUUGAUGGCGGAGUAAAAUCUACUUCGAGAUUUACGACUUCAACCACGCCGAGAAUUCACGCACAGACGAGUAGUACGAGCACUACGGAACAAACAGCGAAAUUUGAAAUUCAGGAAAUAUUAAAUGAUAAAAUGACCAAAGAAAGACUAGCAAAAAUACUACGAGAGCGAAACAUGACUCUGAACGAGUUAGUGAAUCACAGAGAGCGGGGCUCAAGCCACGUUCACCUAGCCGACAUAUUCCACAACGCCUCCAAAGAACCCAACCCUCCUGAACCAUUCCUAACAAAAUCUUCUAUUGAACCUAUAUCGAAGGAAACGUAUCCACUGCGCGCCAUCUUAGAAGCCAACACUUACGAAACAACAACUAGAUCGGUAUCGUCGCAGGCAGAUCAAAAGAAUAUGCUAAUUCCGGUGGUUAUGAACUUUGGGAAUAAUGUCAAUGAAAAUGGAGAAAGCAUGGGUAUCAUAUCGUUAUUUAACAAAAUAGCUGAAAAUGAAGUAACGAUAGAUAAAACUGAUUUAAAAAAGGAUUCAAAUGGGACGCCGUAUGUAAGCUCGAUUAUAAGUGUGAAUGCCACGAACGCUAACGAUACAAAUAGGGAAAGCAGAGCGAUGGAAGAGAGUGAAGAUUGGAACGAACUACUGACGUUUAUGAAGGCGCACAACAUUAGUACAUUUGAGGACGACUUACAGGUCCUGGACAAAGGAAACACGGAAAAGGAAUCUCUAGAAAACUUGGAGAAAGACGGUUUGAUGAUCUUAGAAGACCUUCAGAACCUCGAAAACUUCCAAAGUGGCAUCGCAUCCGGGUCGGGAGACAAUGUAGAAACAAGCAUACAGGAGAAUAAAGAGAAUCUAUCAGAAAAUCCAGGUAUUCUUAAUAAGUUACACAACAAUACAAAGUCAGUGGCUAUCGCUACAGCUAGCAUACUGGGUCUAGCUGCAAUACUCUUCUUACUAACUUAUAUAGCCUUUAAAUGGAAACAGCAAAGAAAUAAGUUGAGAAAGAAGGAAAGCUUCUGCGAUGGACCGAUUCCUUCGCCAGUUUUCGAGAACAGAAAAGGUAACAAAACGAAUUGCAGUAGCCGAAGUAUUAGUCCAAUGAUUUCAAAUACUAAUAUUUAUAUGAGUACUUUAGAGACAAAUAGCGGGAAGGAAUCACCUGACUAUAUGUGGAACUCUCUGAGAAAACCAUUCCAGUAACGUUUUCUAAUAAGCAUAGACUGAAAUUGUAAGUUAUGUUUUAUAAUUAACCAUAAUUUUACAGCCGAUGUUUUAAAUAGUUUUAAAUUAAAUAGUGAGUGACCUGAUAUUAUUAGUAAGGGCUAUUGUAUAUUUCUUCAAAUUAAUUAAGAUUGAUUUUUAGGUUAGAUUUGCACGUGCAUUUUUAAUUUUUAAGAAUUUAGAAUGUACAUGUCAUGCACAAAUUAGGCAAUUGUUUUGGU
Molecule: messenger RNA, 2654 nt
Organism: Cydia amplana
Lineage: Eukaryota; Metazoa; Arthropoda; Insecta; Lepidoptera; Tortricidae
Product: putative leucine-rich repeat-containing protein DDB_G0290503
Exons: 4
Coding region: 7-2412 (801 amino acids)
Source: RefSeq, a predicted model, not a curated record